AACCCUUAAAUACAGAAUCCAAAUAUUUCUCUCUCAACUCUCAACACUGCCGCCCGUCCCCUCGGCUUCUCCAGCCUCCCGUUGAUCGGACGUCUGCUCCUCACGCUGUCAACCUGGUUGCUUCUUCGCUCUCCUCUGCCGCUUCCUCUGGUCCUCGUUGCUGCUUCCGCUGCCUUCCGGUGCUGCUCCUCGUCCUCAAUCUCGCCGCCGUUGCUCAUCACUGCGUCCUCAGUAACUGCAGAUUUGGAAAAAUGAAUUUCAACAAUGUCAAAGUUCCUAAGGUGCCAGGUGGUGGUGCAGCAUCCACUUUGCUUAAGCUUGGUGUUAUUGGUGGUAUUGGCAUGUAUGCAGCUGCUAACAGUCUCUACAAUGUUGAGGGUGGGCAUCGGGCCAUUGUGUUCAACCGUAUUGUUGGAGUCAAAGACAAGGUUUACCCAGAAGGAACACACCUUAUCAUUCCAUGGUUUGAACGCCCAGUCAUUUAUGAUGUCCGGACGCGACCCCAUCUGGUAGAGAGUACUUCAGGGAGUCGUGAUCUCCAAAUGGUUAAGAUUGGGCUUCGAGUUCUUACUCGUCCUGUGGCAGCGCAAUUGCCUACAAUUUAUCGAACACUUGGUGAAAACUAUAAUGAAAGAGUUCUGCCUUCUAUCGUUCAUGAAACGUUGAAAACUGUGGUUGCACAGUAUAAUGCCAGCCAGCUUAUUACUCAGAGAGAGGCUGUUAGCAGAGAAAUACGGAAGAUUUUGACAGAAAGAGCAGCCCACUUUAACAUUGCUCUAGAUGAUGUAUCCAUUACAAGCCUGACUUUUGGGAAAGAAUUUACUGCUGCAAUUGAAGCGAAACAGGUGGCUGCACAAGAAGCUGAGAGGGCUAAAUUUAUCGUGGAAAAAGCUGAACAAGACAAGAAAAGUGCUAUUAUUAGAGCAGAGGGAGAGGCCACGAGUGCCCAGCUGAUAGGUCAGGCUAUGGCAAACAAUCCUGCAUUUAUCACACUUAGGAAGAUAGAAGCGGCAAGAGAUGUUGCUCAGACGAUCUCAAAUUCAGCCAACAAGGUUUUCCUGAAUUCAGAAGAUCUGCUACUGAAUCUUCAAAAGAUGGAGUUGGAGGUUCAUGGGAAGAAAUAGGCAUCUCUCUUCUUAUCUUGGUGUUUUCAUUCCAAUCCAAGAGCAAGCAAUUGGGAAUAUUUCCUGAGCUAUUAAUGGUGACAUGGGACUUUUUUUUUUUUUUAAAAAAAUUCAUUUGUUUUAAUGGAUCCUUUGAAACAGCCAAGCAGGGGGUUUAGAUAUGACGUGAGAAUCAUAAUUGGAGAUGCAUAGUCUCCUUAGGAACUUAAUGGGAUAUUUAAAUUGGAAGGUAAUCAUUAGUGGGAUGCUUGUUUUGCCUGAUAAUAUUUUCAUAUGAAUUAAAAAAAAUUGUAGUUAUAUAUUUAAAUAAUAAAUUUUAAUUAUUUUA
This is a messenger RNA of Manihot esculenta (cassava), 1452 nucleotides long. Its product is annotated as prohibitin-1, mitochondrial. The record is from RefSeq and is a predicted model, not a curated record. Gene Ontology annotation, biological process: mitochondrion organization. The transcript has 6 exons. Bases 252 to 1124 code for a protein of 290 amino acids. Lineage: Eukaryota; Viridiplantae; Streptophyta; Magnoliopsida; Malpighiales; Euphorbiaceae. Gene Ontology annotation, cellular component: mitochondrion; membrane.